GACUACCUACAAUUACCUGCGUUCAGAAUAAUACUGUGUGUUCUCUGCUCUGAGAGACACUGUAACCAGACAGACUGACACAAUGGGCUGUGAGAGAAGGCUGUUCCUGACUGCUGCUCUGCUGGCUGUCUUUUUAUGCAGUGAUGCUAUCACCGGUGGACGAGAGGCGGAGGCCCACUCCCGUCCGUACAUGGCCUCACUGCAGGUCGCCGAAGGCGGCAGGAUGAAACAUGAGUGCGGAGGGUUUCUGGUGGCCGAUCAGUGGGUGAUGAGCGCCGCACACUGCUUUCUCUCUGGGUCAGAAGGGAGGAAGGUGGUCCUAGGAGCUCACUCUCUGAGCGAACCGGAGGAUUCUAAACAAACCUUUGACAUUGUUCAAGUGUUCAGUCACCCUGAUUUCAGCAUCUCUAACUAUGAUAAUGACAUUGCUUUGGUCAAGCUGGACCGGCCAAUCAUUGCCAGUGAUGCAGUAAAGUCCCUGAAGUUCCAGAAGGACGAUGGGGCUGACCCCGCCACGGAACAGGAGGUCAACACGGCGGGGUGGGGGUCACUGAACAACCUGGGGUCACGUCCUGACAAGCUACAGGAACUGGUCAUCGCUGUGAUGAACCGUGUUCGAUGCGGCCGCAGUGACUACUAUGGCAGGAAGUUCACCAAAAACAUGCUGUGUGCGGCCAGCAAACAGAGUGACACCUGUGAUGGUGAUUCUGGAGGUCCUCUCCUGUAUAAUGGUGUAGCAGUUGGGAUCACUUCAAAUGGAGGAAAGAAGUGUGGAUCCAGCAAGAAGCCUGGUUUAUACACAACCAUCUCCCACUACAGCCAGUGGAUAGACAAGACCAUGACUCAAUAGAAGCCUGGUUUAUACACAACCAUCUCCCACUACAGCCAGUGGAUAGACAAGACCAUGACUCAAUAGAAGCCUGGUUUAUACAUCCCCAUCUCCCACUACAGCCAGUGGAUAGACAAGACCAUGACUCAAUAGAAGCCUGGUUUAUACACCCCCAUCUCCCACUACAGCCAGUGGAUAGACAAGACCAUGACUCAAUAGAAGCCUGGUUUAUACACAACCAUCUCCCACUACAGCCAGUGGAUAGACAAGACCAUGACUCAAUAGAAGCCUGGUUUAUACACAACCAUCUCCCACUACAGCCAGUGGAUAGACAAGACCAUGACUCAAUAGAAGCCUGGUUUAUACACAACCAUCUCCCACUACAGCCAGUGGAUAGACAAGACCACGACUCAAUAGAAGCCUGGUUUAUACACAACCAUCUCCCACUACAGCCAGUGGAUAGACAAGACCACGACUCAAUAGAAGCCUGGUUUAUACACAACCAUCUCCCACUACAGCCAGUGGAUAGACAAGACCAUGACUCAAUAGAAGCCUGGUUUAUACACCCCCAUCUCCCACUACAGCCAGUGGAUAGACAAGACCAAUAGAAGAAUGUUGUGUCCCAAAUAUAUUCCAUAUGUAGUGCACUAAUUUUGACAAGGCCUCAUAGGACCAUGGCUUAGUAACAUAGUAAAACAAUAUUAAUUAUAUUAUACCACUUUAUGAAACAUAUAAUCAUUCCUUAUGUAAAAAUCACCCAAAUAAACCAUAUGCAUGAAUCAAUGAAGUCAUUGUAGUUUUGGGUAAAUGUUUCAAUCUUACAUGUUUUGGGCAAAUAUACUGUGAAAAGUUCAAACAUUUUGUGACAUGUGUAAGCAGAAUUAAAACCAUGCAUACAUUA
Molecule: messenger RNA, 1730 nt
Organism: Oncorhynchus keta (chum salmon)
Lineage: Eukaryota; Metazoa; Chordata; Actinopteri; Salmoniformes; Salmonidae
Product: complement factor D-like
Exons: 6
Coding region: 83-850 (255 amino acids)
Biological process (GO): proteolysis
Molecular function (GO): serine-type endopeptidase activity
Source: RefSeq, a predicted model, not a curated record